AUGUUCGGGAUGGAGGUAUUCUGCACAUUUCCAAGCAACUAUGUGGAAGCUCAGAAACAUGGAAAUGAGAGAAGGAUUAAAAUAGGAGACGAGGACGAAACCCUCCGGACAGGGAAACGUACGAAACCCUCUGGACGAGGAAACGUACAUUGGAGUAAUCUUGUUCUAAGCCAAUCAAGUGGUGACACCAGCUACUUGGAGAAGAUAAGGAUGAUCAUAACCAAUAUGGAGAAGACAUGCAGCUACUACAAUGGAGCCAAAACCAUUCAGCCAAUCAAAAAUGGACGAAUCAAAUGGAGAUACACAGCAGCUUCUAAGACGGGCCAAUCAUGUAGCAACAUCCAGCUACUGAAUGAGGACGAAGCAAGCCUAAACCAAUUGGGCAACGACACCAGCUGCUAUGGAGGAGAGAGGGCGUGGAUAAACUCCAAGAAUACCUAA
Messenger RNA from Microthlaspi erraticum, 441 nucleotides. The record is from the annotation of a GenBank genome assembly. Lineage: Eukaryota; Viridiplantae; Streptophyta; Magnoliopsida; Brassicales; Brassicaceae.